AUGCUUAACUCUCUCUCUCUCUCUCUCUCUCUCUCUCUCUCUCUCUCUCCAACUAACUUCUUUAGGAGGAUACCUCCGCUUACUCUCUCUCGCUCUCUCUCUCUCUCUCUCUGUCUCUCUCUGUCUCAUAUCCUUUUCUCUCUCUCUACUCCUCUUCUCUCUCCCUCUCUCUCUGUAAACUCUUCCUCCUCUCUCUUUCUCUCUCUCUCCCUUUCUCUCCUCCUCUCUCUCUCUCCUCUCUUUCUAUCUCCUCUCUCUCUUCUCUCUCUUUCCUCCCUUUCCUUCUCUCUCUCCUAUCUUCCUUCUCUCUUCUUUCUCUUUUCCCUUCUCUCUCUUAAUCUCAUUAUGAUUCUUUAUCUCUUCUCCCUUUCCUCAUCUCCUCCUCCUUUUUCUCUCUCUUUUUCCCUCUCUCACUGUCCUUCUCUCUCUCCCUUCCUCUUUUUUUAUUUUUCUUCUCUCUCCUCUCCUCUUCUCUUUCCUCCUUUCUCUCUUUCCUCCUCCUUCUUCUCUUCCUUCCUCAUUUUUUUCCUCCUCCUUUUCUUCCCUCCUCUCAUAUCUUACUUUCCUCCUCUUUUUCUCAUUUUCUCAUCUCUCUUCCUUCAUUAUUCUCUUCUCUUCCUUCUAUCCUCUCUUUCUCUUAUUUCUUCUUCCUCCUUUCUCUCUUUUAAUCUCUUUUUCUUUCUCUCUUUCCUUCUCUCUUAA
This is a messenger RNA of Acanthosepion pharaonis, 702 nucleotides long. Lineage: Eukaryota; Metazoa; Mollusca; Cephalopoda; Sepiida; Sepiidae. The record is from the annotation of a GenBank genome assembly.